Priapulus caudatus is the source of this 3431-nucleotide messenger RNA. RefSeq names its product GPI inositol-deacylase-like. Gene Ontology annotation, biological process: GPI anchor metabolic process; endoplasmic reticulum to Golgi vesicle-mediated transport. Gene Ontology annotation, cellular component: endoplasmic reticulum. The record is from RefSeq and is a predicted model, not a curated record. Gene Ontology annotation, molecular function: phosphatidylinositol deacylase activity. The coding region runs from base 4 to 2748 and encodes 914 amino acids. NCBI's taxonomy places the organism in Eukaryota, Metazoa, Priapulida, Priapulimorpha, Priapulimorphida, Priapulidae. The transcript is spliced from 24 exons.
AACAUGGCCGCGCCCAUAAGGUUCAUUGCUGCUAUUUUAGCCGGCCUCUUUUUAUGGGGUUUAUACGAUUUCGCUUAUAAAUUAGAGCCUAAUGGAUGUGACAUGACAUACAUGUACGAGCGAAUUGACUAUGUUCAUGUUAAGAUGGCUGAGAAUGUGGCGAAUCGGUUUCCAAAGUACAAUCUGCAUCUUUAUGGUGAAGGGUCAUAUAUUCAGAAAAUGAAAAGGCAGCUGAAGCCAAAAGGUGUACCAGUGUUGUUCAUUCCUGGUAAUGCAGGCAGCUAUAAACAGGUUCGAUCCCUGGCAUCUGUUGCUCAUAGGAAAGGAAAUGACAUGGGUCACAAGUGGAAGUUCAACUACUUUACAGUGGAUUUCAAUGAGGAGCUCUCUGGUCUCUAUGGUGGUGUUCUAAAGGAUCAGACCAAGUUUGUUCAGCAGUGCAUCAAGCAUAUACUAGCUCUAUAUGCAUGGAAGUCAGCACCUCCCACAUCUGUGAUACUUGUCGGACAUUCCAUGGGUGGACUCAUUCCCCGUGCACUGUUCACUUUACCGAGCUUCAACCCACAGCAUGUAGAUGUGAUUAUAACUAUAGCCACUCCACAUCAAGAGCCAGUGAUAUUGCUGGAUCGAUUCAUGCAGAAAAUGUAUCAGCAAGUUAAUGAUUACUGGAGAACGAAUGGAAACUCUACACUCAGUCAUGUUGCCGUCGUUUCUGUUGCUGGCGGUUACCGUGACAUCAUGAUUCCCGAUGGCAUUACAACUCUAACGGGUCUCGCAGCAGACGGCAUGGCCAUUAGUACUGUAAGUUCUGCUGUUCCCAAGGUUUGGGUGUCUACUGAUCAUCAAUGCAUUGUAUGGUGCCACCAGUUAGUGAUGGCUACGAAGAGAGCCAUGUUUGAUCUCAUCAAGGGACCAGCAGCAUCGAAGCAGGUAACAAAGGACUCGGCCGAAAAGAUGAGCAUUUUAAGACACCACUUUGUGAGCAACUACGGACCAAAGCAUUAUGGUGGUGUAAGUGAGAUUGUGGAUAUAGACCAGUCUGCUACCUUGCAUGAAGAGAACAGCUCUGCAUGGACCUUCACGAGGAGCAAGGUAGGCGAGCCUCGAUAUAUUGAGGUGCCAUUAACGACGAUGCUGGACACAUUUCUAGUCAUCACUAACCAGAAUGAAGAUGACUGGAUAUUUGCUUGUAUGAAGCCAAAGGAAGUUAACUCAGAGGAAGCAGAACAUGCUGCAGAUAAAGCAAGCAGCAAGCAGCGAUGCAAUGAUGCAACGAAUCUUUCACACAAGACACUGCUUUUGCCAACUCGUGAGGGUAUGUGGAAGACCAUUGCAAUAAAUACUACCAACCUGGCAGGCUACUAUGACACCAUCAUGAUACGAGUGGGAAAGUCGGACAAGAAGGUGGAAGUGUGGGCUGAGCAGUUUGGCCAUAGGGAAAGACGGGCAGACAUGGAGGUGCCUAGCUUCUGGACCUUUCAUAAAGCCACAGAUGUGUUGGCACUGAGCCAGGGUCAACUCUACUACGAACUGUCACUGGGGAGUCUGGCGAGCAUCACGCAGGCGAUCACUGUGUCAGUUCAAGCACAUGACUGCAAGGACGAACGUGGCAAGAACGUGACAAAGGGUGAGGUUGGAGUGAUGAGAUUCCUAGUACCAUGGAGUGCGCAGAACGAAUACAAGCAUAUCAGCCUCGACAGUUCGCACAAACACGGCCAGAUAACGCUGAAGCUGCAGGCAGCGCCACCAGAGGGCGACACCCGCCAUGCACAGCUGCAGAUGUGGCUGCACCCCCGGUGUCGCUACAGCAUUGCCAUGCAACCUGAACCUCAGCAGCUGUUUGGACAGAUAGUGAGACAUUACGGACACCUGAUCCCAGUCAACUGGAUGAUGAAUCUGAUGUUGAUUCUAGUGUGGCAGCUACUCACUGUUGCAAGUGAUGGAAUGUGUGCAACAUUUGAGGUUUCACACCUGGCCUUCGCUAGUCCACACAGGGUGCUUAUCGUUGGAAACCUCAUCUCAUAUGUGCUCUGGUCAAUUGGCUGCGAUAAUCUCAACAGACUAGGUAUUCCCAUGCCGGAUAAAUAUCUGGAACCAACUCGUCAGCCUGGUUCUCAGUUGUUUGCAAUCUUCCUCUAUCUGGUGGCGUACUUUCUCACAAUGGUUGUUGCCAUGGUGCUGUCAUUGAUCAUUAGGAUUCUUGCAUUCCUGAUGUCGUUUAUCGUGCGAAGGAAUAUUCCAUUCCUUGGAUACGCUGCUGUGCCACUGCUGCUUGCUGUGGCUUUCAGAAUGUGUGGAAGUCUGGCAUUAAUUGUGGGACUCGUCCUCUACGCGAUCAAGGUUGUGUCAGCUCGUGUGAGAAUGGAUGAUACACCAGCCACAAGAGGGCGUUUCAAUCGCCGGUUCACGAUCCUACAGCUCUGGAUCUGUGUGACUCUUUUUAACCUUCCCUCAGCGGUUGUCUGGUUUAAAAACCUAAGUUUCAUACAGAAUCUGGAGUCGGACCCAGCAGUAUUCCACGCACUGGUGCUAGCUCUUGUAUUUCCCAUCGAGGAAGUUAUCGAAAGUCCAACAGGUAUCAAGCUGGCUGGGUACUCUAGUUAUGCGCUUGCUAUCAUGGUUGGUAUCUACUCCACCCAGAAUAUGUACAGAGCCCCAUAUCUAGCCUCUAUCGCCAUGGUGAUAGCUUCUGUUUGCAGUGUUAGCAUGCCAGGCGACAAUGCACAGAUGGAAAAGAAAACCAAUUAAAGCUAUAAAAAAAAAAAAAUUAAUGUCGAAGAUAAUUAAUAAGCUACUGUAAAACGUAUGCACAUACAUGUGAUAGAAAUAGUUGUUGAUUUUGAAGAGAUGUGAUUAAUUCAGUGAUUCAAUCAAUAAUCUAAUAUAAUGAUUGAUAUUUUGAUCUCAAAUUCGGUGUGGGUCAUGUUUAGAGACUGUAGCCAACAGCAAUGCUGUGAGAUAGUAUUAGUAUAGUACUGUAUAUUAGUUAGGGUUGAUAAAGUAGUGAUGUCUCAAUUCAAUUCAGUGUGUUUUUGAUAAAAGGGGACCAAAUGUGAUUUACGCGUGCUUUGAUUGACAUUGUGUAACAGAGCAGCUGUUUGUGUACUGUCGUUUAUACAGGGUUUCUGUGAAUGAAUAUAGAUAGUAAUUAACAUAAUUAAGACGUGAGAUGGUGAUGGUGUGUUCCAUAUAAUAAUAUUGAGAUCAUUCUUGUAAUUUGCUCAGGUGCACAAAAUAGUUGUAUUUUGCUAUGCGUAUGAUUGUUUACAGCGUGAACGUACUAGUAUACAUAGGUGCAUGCUUAUACUUAUACAAAACUGCAGAGUAGAUAUUAUAUGAAUGAAUCAUUAAAUGAAACUGGAUGUAUAACUUUUUAUAUAAGAUUUUAACUCUUCAAUGUUUUACAAAUAAAACAUGUUGCUAAACUUGAA